Molecule: messenger RNA, 8997 nt
Organism: Monodelphis domestica (gray short-tailed opossum)
Lineage: Eukaryota; Metazoa; Chordata; Mammalia; Didelphimorphia; Didelphidae
Gene: FOXO3
Product: forkhead box O3
Biological process (GO): regulation of transcription by RNA polymerase II
Cellular component (GO): nucleus; mitochondrial matrix
Molecular function (GO): RNA polymerase II cis-regulatory region sequence-specific DNA binding; DNA-binding transcription factor activity, RNA polymerase II-specific
Source: RefSeq, a predicted model, not a curated record
AGGCUCCCUGCGUGUGUCUAUAACUUUGUGUUGCUGCUGCUGCUGGUUGUUAGGAGAAGGAAUGUGGAAGUCAGCAGUGUGGAGGGUGACAGGCUGCCCGUGCAAGCUGCAGGAGCAGCAGCAGCAGCAGCAGCAAAAGCCCAAGCCCUUCUCCCGCGCAGAUUUUUCGCUUUCUCUUUUCUGUAUUUUUGGGAGACGUACAGAAUUUUGCUUUCUCCCCCUUCGUUUUUAAAGGGAAGGUGCCGCGAUAGACACAGGAACUAUGCAACGGGGUUGCUGCUUUUCUCUCCUGUGACUCCGGAUCUGUUUUUGAGCAAGCUCAGGUUCUUCCCUUUCCCCUCCCCUUGACUUUGUCUUUCUCUCCCCCUCCGCUGUCUUCCCCAAUCCUCCCUCCCCCUCCCUUUUUUCCUCUCUUUCUAGUGUUUUUAAAGGACUUGAGUGAAGAGAGGGGGAAACUGUCAAGAUGGCAGCAGCAGGAGCAAGGAGGUUAUGAAUGUGUUAGUACUGGAUCUUCUCGCAGCCUUAGGGGAGACUUGAAGCUUCCAGACCUGUUGGAAGAUUUCUGCUUUGACUUGCCUUUUUUCUUGAGAGGCAAACGACGUCAGCAAGAGCACUGCAAAACAAAAAACCAAAAGUGGCUUUUCCUUGCCCAGUUCGGCUUCUUGCGAGCAGUCUCCGUUCUAUCCUGGUUUUUGAAAGUAGUGCAGACUGGACUGGCAUGAAUUUAGAUGCAUAUUAACCCUCCGCUGCCUUCGAGUCGAAACGAAGAGAGAAAACUGGGUGGGUGGGUGGGGGAAGUCACCGUGGUAUAAUGCAGGAGCCCAAACCUCGGCUGCCGAAGCAAGAAAGAAGCCUGGGCUGCUCUCUGAUGGAUACAGUGUAAUUUGUGCGGUGGUGGUGCCUCCUCUUCGGUGGGAGGGUGGGGGUCCGAGAGAGAUCGGAAGACGCCACAGACUUUCUCUCCGUAGCCUUGGAAGGGUAGCACUUUUGCAUCUGCAUGGAGUGAAAUAUAAACAAACACACACUCCCAGUAGCAGAGCAGACACGGAGCUGCACCACUCAACUGCGUUUGGCUGCUUCUUGCUUUAAAGGGACAACCCUCCCUCCCCAGUACCCUCCUCCUCCACCUCCUCACUUCCCCCUCACCCCUCCCACUCUACUCUUACCCCCUCCCCUCCCCCUCCCUCCUCCGCCCUACCUUCCUCCCUUCUUCCACGCCCCAGCCACCUUGUCCAGGAGAGACCUGCCAAUCUGACCGCAGCUGGGGGAGGGGGUUGCCCCAUCAGUGCCUAUUACUCCGAUUGUCCCCACCCCCACCCCGCACCCUCAGGCGGCGGCUGCUUAGGACUGGGAGUCGCUCGCUCUACCAGGUUCACAGGAAGGGACGUUUCCAGGUCUGCCUGUUCCCCUGGCUUGGUGAGGUUCUGAUCUGGGAAGAGGAGGCGGUGGCAGUAAAGGUCCGCCAAAGACUUCAUUCCAGCUCAGGAUAACCAACUCUCUCCAUUUCCCUCUCUUUCUCCUCCACCCCCUAGCCCUCCUCCCCCCACCCCAGGCUGCGAUUCCGAUCCCUAAGCCUGUUCUCCCCCCCUUCCCUCCCCCCCACUUUACCCCGCCCCAGCGAGAGAGCAAGGAGGAGAGCCACCACUCGAGCUAGAGAGCGAGCGAAGGAGCGAGCAGUAGCAGCAGCAGCAGGCAAAAGGCAGCCCAAGGGCCCGGGCGGCGAAGAUGGCAGAGGCGCCGUCCUCUCCGGCCCCGCUGUCGCCGCUGGAAGUGGAGCUGGACCCAGAGUUCGAGCCCCAGAGCCGGCCCCGCUCCUGUACGUGGCCCCUGCAGAGGCCCGAGCUGCAGGCGAGCCCCGCCAAGCCCUCGGGGGAAGCGUCCGCCGACUCCAUGAUCCCCGAGGAGGAGGACGACGAGGAAGACGACGAAGGAGGCUGCGGAGUCCCUGGGGGCGGCGGAGGAGCUGGCACGGCCAUGGCCAUGGGCGGUGCGAGCGGCGUUCUCGGCCCGGGACUGCGCCCCGAGGAGGCGGCCCGGCUCUUGGCCCCUAGCGGGCAAGACUCGGGGGCCGGUGCGCCCCCCGGGGCGGGCGUGUUGAGCGGGGGGCAGCAGGCGCCGCUGCAGCCUCCGCAGGCGCCGCUGCCGCUGCCGCCGCCGCCGCCACCGCCGCCGCUGCAGCAGCAGCAGCCGCCGCAGCAACAGGGGGCGAGCGGGGCCGCGGGGCAGCCGAGGAAAUGCUCUUCCCGGAGGAACGCGUGGGGAAACCUGUCCUACGCCGACCUGAUCACUCAGGCCAUCGAAAGCUCUCCGGACAAGCGGCUCACCCUGUCCCAGAUCUAUGACUGGAUGGUGCGCUGCGUGCCCUACUUCAAGGAUAAGGGCGACAGCAACAGCUCGGCCGGCUGGAAGAACUCUAUCCGGCACAACUUGUCCCUACACAGUCGAUUCAAAAGGGUACAAAACGAAGGGACCGGGAAAAGUUCUUGGUGGAUGAUCAAUCCGGACGGGGGCAAGAGCGGAAAGGCCCCCCGGCGCAGAGCCGUCUCCAUGGACAACAGCAACAAGUACACCAAGAGCAGGGGGCGGGCGGCUAAGAAAAAGGCGUCGCUGCAGGCUGCCCAGGAGGCGCCCGAGGACAGCCCGUCAUCGUUGUCGCAGCUGGCCAAGUGGCCGGGCAGCCCCACCUCCCGGAGCAGCGACGAGCUGGACACCUGGACGGACUUCCGCUCCCGGACCAACUCCAACGCGAGCACGAUCAGCGGGCGCCUGUCGCCCAUCCUGGCCACGUCGGAGCUGGAUGACGUGCAGGACGACGACCCCCCGCUCUCGCCGAUGCUGUACAGCAGCUCGUCCAGCCUGUCCCCGUCGGUCAGCAAACCGUGCACGGUGGAGCUCCCGCGGCUCACCGACAUGGCGGGCACCAUGAACCUCAACGACGGCCUGACGGACAACCUCAUGGACGACCUGCUGGACAACAUCACGCUGCCGCCCUCGCAGCCGUCGCCGUCGGCGGGCCUCAUGCAGCGGAGCUCCAGCUUCCCGUACGCCGCCAAGGGCUCCGGCCUGGGCUCCCCGUCCGGCGGCUUCGGCAACGCCGUGUUCGGCCCCUCGUCGCUGAACUCCCUGCGCCAGUCCCCCAUGCAGACCAUCCAGGAGAACAAGGCGGCCACCUUCUCUUCCAUGUCGCACUACGGCAACCAGACGCUGCAGGACCUGCUGACGUCGGACUCCCUGAGCCACAGCGACGUCAUGAUGACCCAGUCGGACCCGCUCAUGUCCCAGGCCAGCACGGCCGUGUCGGCCCAGAACUCCCGCAGGAGCGUCAUGCUCCGCAGCGACCCGAUGAUGUCCUUCGCGGCCCAGUCCGGCCAGGGGGGUCUGGUGGCUCAGAACCUCCUGCACCAGCAGCACCCGGCCCAGAGUCCUCUCGGCGGCAACCGUGCCUUGUCUAGCGCCGGCGGCGGCCUGGGCCUGAGCGACGCCGGCGGCCUGGGCUCGGCCAAGCACCAGCAGCCGUCGCCCGCCGGCCAGUCUAUGCAAACCCUUUCUGACUCACUCUCAGGGUCCUCUUUGUAUUCCACUAGCGUAAACCUCCCCGUCAUGGGCCAUGACAAAUUCCCCAGCGACUUGGACUUGGAUAUUUUUAAUGGGAGCUUGGAAUGUGACAUGGAAUCCAUCAUUCGCAGUGAACUCAUGGAUGCCGAUGGGUUGGAUUUUAACUUUGAUUCCCUCAUCUCCGCUCAGAACGUUGUCACUCUGAAUGUGGGGAACUUCACUGGUGCUAAGCAGGCCUCAUCUCAGAGUUGGGUGCCGGGCUGAAGGACCUUUGAGGAAAGGGGGAAUGGGCAAAGCAGACCCUCAAAAACUGACACAAGAUCUAAAGAGGAGGAAAUAAAAAAAACCCUUUGCCAAAUCUGCUCUCAGCAAGUGGACAGCGACACCGUUUACAGCUUAAUGACCUUUGUGAAUCAAUCCUGCAUCAUCUUCCCAACCAAGCAGAGACUGUUAAUGGCCCCCUCAACCCCCCCAUCGAAGCUUCUAUUGAACUCGAGAACGUAUGCAAAAUGUUCCCUGUACAGGAUGAUGGAGCACCGCACCUUCCGUGGACACAGCACCCAACGCCUCUGCGCCAUCUUGUCAAGACACACUGUGUACCCUCUAACCAUAGUUCUCUGCCAGUGAUUAUGUGGUGUUAUAAUAUAGCGAUGGUUUAUGGGCUCUUUUGAGAUUUGUGUUUGUUUUCUCACUCCUGUGCCCAACCAGUACCUUUUUUUUCUGUUAAUUAGAUUCAUCUGCCCUUUUUUUCCUCUGGCAAGUCUAAAACUUUGGAAAGAAGCAAACACUCUUGCCAGUUAAGUUCCUGCUUCAGGAGUCCCAGACCUAUGGAUCCCUCUGACUCGGUAGCCUGACAAGUUGAAUAAUCUAAGGAGCAUAUUCUUUUGUGAUUUUUCUGAUAGAAAACUGUUCUCUUCUUAGAAACCUAACAAUGGCACAGUCAUUUUCCAAAAACAGGAUAUAGCACAGGAGAAGAGAAGAACAAUUCAUCCUAUACAGUGUUUUGUUUUGCUUUUUUAAAUUCUGAAUGAGGAGAUUCUUUUUAGAGGGUCCACCAAAGAGACCCCAAAGCUGAUCUGUUUUUGUCUAAUUCAGGAUGGCUUGUGGUUUUCGUGGAUUGAUCCCCAUUCAGUGUAGUGGAACAUCUAUUUAUUGGUUGGAAGCGCCACUGUUUUCAGGAGAGAAAUAAGCUAAGAUGCCCAUUCAUUGCCAAAUGCCACUUAGCAAUUUCCUUUUUUUUUAUAAGGAGGAAAAUGGGUGGGGGGGGGGUAUAGUUUUAUUUUGCAUUGAAUGUGAGAUAAGCUUUUCACAGGUAUAUGUCAGAUCCGAAAUGGGUAACCCAUGGGAAGAGUGUAAACAAGUUUGGGGGGAGGAGUUUGUGUCUUUCAUAUUUCUUGAAAUACCUUUCUAUGAUCACUUUCCACCUUGAUGUAUAAUCAGAUCUCCCAGAACUGUACAAGGGAGAGAGACUAUAUACCGCACAGAUUUUUUUUUUUGUAAGAUUGGAUUAUAUUUGAAGAAAUGAAACAAUGGAAAUGAAAGGCCAUUUUAAACUUUUCAUUUUAUUUUUCAGGCUUUUCCAGAUUUCUUCCUUUCUUUUUUCUUUAAAGUUAAUGGUGCUGUAUAGGUGCUUUCUGUCUAACCUGGAAAGUGUGAUUAUUUUUGUUAGUUACUUUGGUAGGGAGGCAAUUUGGCUGUUCUUUUGGGACAGGAAGAACCCAGUAAGAAGCAGCUCCAGUUAGCCCAACAUUGGAGCACUUGUCCAAUAUGAUCCAUGAAGACUUUUUUUCCCACUUUGGAUAAAAUCCUUAUGCAUAUAAAUGUAUAAAUAUAUUUUACUAUGUAGAGUACAGAAAAAAAUAAUUAUGCAUGGGUGGUAAGAAUACAAAUCUGUAUUCCAGCCCAAAGUUUCAGUGCAGAAGUUCUCACUGUUUAUUGGCCCCAUGCACCAUCUAGCAACUUCCUUCCAUGACUCACAAAACACACACGUGCACCUGCCACCGUCUACCAAUGAGCCCCAUUUUUUUUUCCUUUAUAUUAUCUUGGGGCCCAAUAUUGGUAGAAAUUAUAGCUGGGGUAUUGGGUAUUCCAUUUGGUCUCUUCAUGCCCCCCCCCCACCUCCGCCAUGCUUAUAUUGUCCUUUUUGAGUGAUGACCCUGUUUGUUUCAUCACCUUUGACAGAAUCUGUAAAUGCUCGUGCAGUCGUGGUGAUGGUAGACCAACCUGGACAUACCCAUUUUUGGAACAUCUUAAGAUCUUACCAUUUUCUUUGCAGAAGGUAUUCAGAUUGGUCCAGUUUUCAAUAGCAGAGACUUGCUUCUUGUGUUCCUUUACCAUAGCCAACACUCUUGAAAAUUUGUACAAAUAAGGCACUCAUCAAAUUUUGUUUACUAGACAUCUCUGAAAACUGAAAGGACUACUUGGUCAGGCAUUAUUGGAAAACACAUGCCUCUCUCCAUUUUCAUUCCUCAGUCCUGAUGCUAGCCACGCUGCUGGGAACAUGGGGAGUGGGCCAGAGAAGGGGAUAUGUACUGUUUUGACUUAUUUUCUCAGGUGGCCAAAGUAGAACCAGCUGGGUGGGAAGGAGCUAUUAGGCUAUAUGAGAGUCCAGAGUGUUCCAGACAGAGAGCCUAGAGAGUUCAGUUCUUGAGUUAUUUUCUUUGUUGCUCUAGACCCCAAGAAUUGUUUGGGGGGGAAGGGCAGGAAAUGGGUGAAAAAAACCCUAAAUGUUUCAGUUGAAAAUAAAAAUGGCUUUGCGUUCCCCAGUUACUAAUUAUAUAGUAUCUCAUUUAUUUUCUACUUUUCCCACACUUGUUGGGUUUUAAUCAGAGACUAUCUUGAGAAAUGUCUUGAACCCAGAUUUGAAUUUAAUCUAAGACAGCUGAGUGCAAGAAAGCAUGGGAUCAGAGAGCCAUAGAACUGAAGGGAAGUCCCCCUGCCCUUACUGAAUGACUCAGAGAAACAACAGCUUAAACAUGAGGACUCAGGAGGGCUGCAAGGUCAAGGUGGGGGAAAGUCUGAUCCCAUCUAGUUCUGCACCUAAAGCUGUGGUUACAGUUCUCUCCUUUAGCAUCCUACUGGCUUGAAUUCUCCCUGCCCUAAACUAUGUGCCCCAAAGAGGGGAGCCCCAGAAACUGAAACUGAGCUAAAAGGCCAAAGAGAGAAGAAGCAAGAUCCUUGCUAGAAUUGAAGCCAGAGUUCUUUCUAUGAGCCUGAGCUGGUACAAAAGUGCCACUUCUGGCUUUCAUUGAAAGACCGGACCUAAAGGAAAAUCCGGUCUAACGUCUGCUCAGCCCAUGCACCCAAGUGGAAAUACCGUUACUGAUUUGUGUCAGUAGAACAAAAUUUGAAGUCAAGGUAGUGAAUCCUCCUCCCUCUGGCCAUUUUCAAAUAGAGGCUGCUAAAUAGAAAAUGCAGUUCACAUAGGUGAUCUGGUCACUGGCACCAGCCACCAAAUUCCAGCCCUUCCUAACCCUCCUUUCCUUGCCCCCAUCUCUAAGGACAGUAUGGGGAGGGCUGCCAUUUUGUUUUUUUUGGUUUUUUUUUAAAUAAGGAAACCAGAAGAGUAACUAAUGGCUCCUAAUUAGACAUGCACUCUGGGGAACUAUUCCCCUCCGAGACCCCAGCCCAAACAUCUUUUACCAAAGUUAGGAAACAGCUUUAUCACAAGCUUUCCUUGUAUAUACUCAAGUGCAGAAUCUGAAUGAAUCUGAUGUUUUCCUUUUUUUUUUUAAUUUUCUUUCUCUCCCUCAUCUUCCAUAAUGUUAUUCUUGCUGAAAAGCAGUUGUUUGGUGGAUGUAUGUUGUUAUUAAAUUUUUUUUUACUUUAAUCAGAGGAGGAUGUUGGAUACAGUACAAAGCGGGCUUUGUGGUAUUAUUUGUGUGAGUGUGUGUGUGUGUGUGUGUGUGUUGAUUUUAAUAAACACAUCUACUGCCUCCCUUCCCUGAAGAUGAAGCUCAUGGUGGCUCUCACUACUACCAGCAGAUAUUUCCAUUCAUAGGAGUAAGCUUUCAAGUUGGUUAACAAUUUGUGUUCAUUGGAAUAAGGAUAAUGAGAACAAGAUUAUCUUUGCCUCAUGAAUCUCUCUCUUUUUUUUUUUUUAACGAUCAUCAUUUGGGUUUCUCAAAGAUGCAACCAAGACCAAAGUACCACAGCCACUUAAUUAUUCCCCACAGGAAUGUCAGGGACUCCAUGGGGAUGGGCAAGGAAAAGGAAAAAGCAGUAGAGAAAUUCAGGCCUUCAGGCUUUCCACAACCAAAAUCAAAAUCUCUGCCUUUCCUUUUAAAAAAAAGUCUCUUCUAAUGUCUUCACUCUGAUUAAGGAAAACUAAUCUUUCCAAUACUAAAAGUCACUGAUUCUAUUUGCUCAUGGAAUAUUUUGGAAAAUAUAUGAUUAUGAUUUUUUUUUAAAUCAAGAAAACCAGUUGGUUUAUGGGGAGAUAAUCUUUGGCAAAGAGGUACGAAGCUCAGCAUCUCUGGGGAAAGGGGAAAUAAAGGAAAAAGACUAGUUUUCCUGAAAUCAUGUCCAUUAAAUAAGAUCUUAUAGCAGAUACACAAGUUAUUAAAGAGUUUUAGUGUUAAUAUUUAAUACAUAAGUGCUAAGCAUCUAAAGUGGUAACAUUUAUGCAAUUUGAACGAUUGUGUAUUUUUCUUAUUUAAUUUUAUUUGUGAUUUUUUUUUCUUCUGUGAACGAUUGGUUAUAAGGCUUCUGCCUAACUCCAGAAAUAUUUGUACCAUUGCUUUAAAAAGCUCUAUGUUAGGACAUUUAUUUCUCUAAAAUUAUGUCAUUGCUUGGCAAUCAGUCUCCUCUCAUAUAAUUGUCUUAGUACAUCAUGUGCAUUGGAAAUGUAAACAGAUGUGGAGGACCAGAUAAAUUAGUUAAUAUUUUGGGAAAAAAAUGUAUUGUGCAUUUUGGCUUCACAUGUUGAACUUUUUUUUUAAGAAAAAAAAAAAGUUGCAUGAAUGGAAAAAGAGUAUCUGUAUACAGUAUCUGUAAAAUCAUCUUCUCUGUUUUAGUUUCUUGCUAACAACCUGUACAGACUAGAAUGAUGUUAAAACCCCUGUCUUUGGUGCAUGGCCACAGUGAAAACACCUAAGAGCUAAGAGGCCCCUACUAACUUCUCUUUGGUAGUGAGUGCCUCAUCCUUUCUUUUAGAGUGAACACUAUCCUUGCAUUCUCACUGAGAAUCUUGUCUCCAACCCUGUGUUGCCAUGGAUUAACUAACCAACUCUACACUCUCUCUCUCUCUCUCUCUCUCUCUCUCUCUCUUUAGGAGGAUCAAACCAUUUUGAUUUGAGAAUCUUUCCAAACGAAAUAGAGAUUCAUUGCUCAUUCUCCUCAGUGUUGAUCUGUAGAUAUCAUAUUGUGUAUUCCAUUUUCAAUUGUAAUCUAGUUUGUAAAAGAGAUGGUGACCGCAUGUAAAUAAAGCAUAAUGACUCUCUA